Molecule: messenger RNA, 3305 nt
Organism: Caenorhabditis angaria
Lineage: Eukaryota; Metazoa; Nematoda; Chromadorea; Rhabditida; Rhabditidae
Source: the annotation of a GenBank genome assembly
AUGUUUCUUGGGAUUCUCUACCUUUAUCUGAGUAUUGUGAUUGGCGCAUUUCUCGCGACAGUUACCCUAAUUUUCUGUGGAUUAAAGUGAGUUCUUUGUUGCUCAUUUAAAAAAAAUAUUGAUUUUUCAGCUGGGGUCGACUUCCACACCUCUAUCUCCAAUUGGUCUCUAGAAUUCAGGCAUGUUUCCCAGAUCCAAUUGAAUAUGUUGAACCUCGCAAAUAUCAAGAACAUCAUUCAGUUAGUUUUGAAAUACAAGUUUCUUCAAAAUAAUCCUCAAAUUUUUAGAGCGAUGAAAAUGAUAGUCAAGAUGUUAUGGAAUUUCCAGUCAAGACAAUCGAGAGUGGUUUGGAUUCAAUUGUUAAUGUGAGUUCAUAGAGAUUGGGGUAGAUUGGCUAGGAAAAUCACAGAAUCUUUCAAAUUCUGGAAGUGUUCAAGAGGUUCAGAAAUUCUGAGGGUCAAAUUAGAUUCAAGAAAUCGGGAGAGUUCAAAUAUUUCUGAAUCUGAAUUGAUUUGAAAUUAUCCAAUUCAGAAAUUCAAAAGUUCAAUCAAUAAAAAUAUAGCUCAAGUCAGAUUUUACUUUUAAAAAACUGACGAUUUUUUUCAAAAUUGAAGUCUCGGAAAUGUUUUCUUCAGAACAUUUAUCUUCCUGUUUCUAUUUGAAUCCACCCCAAUUCCUCUUCUAUUUCCAAUCCCCAGAAAUCCUCCUUCAUAUUCCAGGGUGAUUUUGGAUCAUGUUUCUCAACAGCUCCAUCAAGACACGAAACAUUACUCCGUCUCAAACCGCUCGCCCACUGGAGCCCUUUCCAAACUGCGAUUUUCUAUCUAUGCCUCUUAUUCAGGUCAGUGUCAACAAAAAUAUAUAUUUCAAAGACAUGAAAAAGUAAAUAUGAUUGUGAUUGUGUUCUGAUUCAUAUAUCAAUGUUAUGAUUGAUUGAAUGAUAAAGAUAAAGUGCAUACAACAAAAAAUUCGGGUUUUUUACAGAGUUUCAUUCCUUCUUCCGGUUCGAAUUGCUCUUCUUGUCUCGUCUUUUGUUUUUGUUGCCAUUGCUGGAUUCUAUGCAUCGGUUAAAGUAAGAAUUUUGGAGAAUCUUUGAAAAAAAACCAAAAAAAAAAAUAAAUAUUUUUUUUCAGAAAUUAACAAACAUCGAGAAAACCUGGGUAGCAAUUGUUUAUUGCCGUUUGUUCUGUUCUGGAAUGGGAUUGAUUGCGAGCUAUAAAAAUAUGGAAAAUCGCCCGAGAAAACCUGGAGUUGCGGUGGCUAAUCAUUUGACACCAAAUGAUAUUCAGAUUUUGUUUGCUGGCACACCGCAUGGUAGCUCUUAUGGAUAUGUUGUGACUGGACAGAAACAUGUUGGAAUUAUUGGUGAGUAAACAAAAACUGUAUUGGAAGUUAGGGUAUCUCUGAAAUAGAAAAAUUCCCGAAAAAAAGUUCCUAGAAAAUUUGUAAAAAUGUCAAAUGUACUCCGAAUAUUUCUUGCAUCAAAUUUUCAUUCAAAACUUCAAAAAUUUCUCAAAAAAUGUUUUUGAAUCUGCUCGCGGAAUCGAAACAGGUGCAAUUUUUUCAAAAAAAAAAACCUGAAGCAAGCUAGAGCUACUACGAACUGCAGAUUCUAAAAUUUUUCUACGCAUUGCUCAUGUUAGGUGUUAAAUUACAUAGAAAUUGGCGUGCUGGUUUCGUAUUUCUGAAAAGUUCAACAAAACAGUUUUAAGUCAAAAGUUUACUGUAAUUUCCAUCUGGAGCAACCUUCUUGAAAUCCAUUAAAGAAAUAGUUUUCAAUACACUUUUGUCAAAUUUUGAAUCGAACUCACAAAAUCGGAUAUCGGGCCGAUUCUAAGGUUGUCCAACCAAUUUUGAAUCUGAGACUAAUCUUCGAAUUUUUUUCUGGAUUUUUAGAUUAUUUUUUCACCCCCAUUUUUUAAAAAUGAGUUUCUCAAAAUCAUCCCCUCUUUCUCAUCAUAAAAUCCAAACCUAACCACAACAAAAACAUAUUUCCUAAAUGACAAUAAAAUCAAACACAUCCACACAUAAAUAUUCAAUUCGAUUCGCCAUUUCAGGCCUCAUUGAACAUCUUGUCGAAAAGCUGUGUCCCUCUUUGUGGUUAGAACGUAAAAACAGCAACGAACGACAAAAUUUCUUGGCAGAUGUUCUGCGAAUCGCAAAAGUGAGUGAUGAGCUUACAUUUAGCGAGAAAAAAACAAUAAAUAGUUUACAACCUUACAGGAAGAAGGUCCAGUUUUAUUAUUCCCAGAAGGUUAUUGUUCAAAUAACACACAAGUUUUGCAAUUUAGAAAAGCUGCGUUUGAAGAUGGUAUUAAUAUUUAUCCAGUUGCUAUUAAGUGAGUUAGCGGAAGUUGGAGAAAAAUGAAUUGAGAAUUUUAUUAUUGCAGACAAAAUCCAGAAUAUGGCGAUGGUUUCUGGUUUGAGGAUGAGUUCCACACAUAUCUUUUGAGAUCAAUGACAGGAUGGGCAUUGGUCUAUGAUAUUCAAUAUCUUGGUAAGAUUUUAUUACAGGGCUGAAUACCUAGAAGUUCUUCUAACUUCAGCUGGAAAUCAAUGUUUUAUGAAAACUCGCGUUCUAGAAAUCUGUAACUGAUCUGAAAAUCUAGUUCACUAAAAACUUAAAAUUUUUCAGAGAAAACUAUGAAUUUCAAAAAGAACUGUGGAAGAGAAAAACAAAAAUACAGUAAACUUUGUCGGCUCCUUUGAUCAGAGAUAUUUGGUUUUCUAGUCCACAUCUGGGGAUUUUCAAGAUUCAAAAAAUUGUUUAAUGUUUCUGGAAUAAUUUUUCGUGAUUCAGAAAAAUUCAAAUUUUGAUUCAUCUGGAAAAUGCUAUUACAGUUACUGUAUUUGAUAAACUGCCGUGAAACUUGAUUUUCAGAUGAGUUAGAGACCUCCAAAGGUGUUUGAAGAGUUUUGAUUUCGAAUCACGGUCUCUUUUAGCCUUAACUUCUAUAUUCAUUUUUAAAAUUACCCAAAUAUCCCAUAAUUUUCCAGAGAUGCAAACUCGAAACAUCGGAGAAGACAACGUCGAUUUCGCCAAGCGAAUUCAAUGUAUGAUCGCCAAAGCCGCCGAUAUCCCCGUCUCAAAAUACGGUGGAAAUGUUUGGUAUCGCCAACAAGAACGACAAAAAUUGAAAGAAGCACAACAAGAAGAAAAUGCUCAAACUUUGACUCAAUUAGACGACGAGCAACAACGAAAUAAUUUCGAACAAAAUUGGACUUGCACAACAAAACCAAUUAUUGAGCAUAUCGACUCGGUUAUCGAUUCACAAUACGAACAACUUAUUACUGUUUAUAGCUAA